Messenger RNA from Phymastichus coffea, 3189 nucleotides. Its product is annotated as myosin-9-like. NCBI's taxonomy places the organism in Eukaryota, Metazoa, Arthropoda, Insecta, Hymenoptera, Eulophidae. Bases 1 to 3189 code for a protein of 1062 amino acids. The record is from RefSeq and is a predicted model, not a curated record. The transcript is spliced from 17 exons.
AUGUCUUUUGCCGAUUAUGGUUACAACGUUUUUCCAUUCAACUCGCAAGAGGACGAAGAUGUUUUGGAAAUCUGCGGGGACUGUGUUUUGCCGAAAAAUAUAUUCGAAGGCGAUUCAGGAAAAUCCUGUUAUCACGUGAUAAUCGAGCAUCUCAUCGAUCUUGGCUCUUACACUGAAAAUGAGCUCGCAGCCGCCAGAAAGGAGUUAGAAAAGUUUAAAACUUUAAGGCUUACUUGGGAGCAGAUUGAGCAGCUUAAAAAUUUUGGAUUGGAUUUCAAUCAAAACGAGGACAUAGGUUGUAGUCGAGCUUUGAUCACAAUAAACUUGAAUGACAGUUCGUGCAAUGAGAAUAGCAAUCAGGCGAGAAACGUGAGUCAAUUUUCCAGUGCAACCAAGCGAAUAAUUCUUUCAAAUUCCCUAUUAAAUCAGGCUACAGGCAUCUCAUUAUUCUGCAAGAAUUCCGAUCUCAAUUGCCGUAGCAAAGUCAUUGACGAGGAAUCAUUCCGCGCGACGAUCAUUCAAAAAGACUCGGAAAUCAUCUCUCUAAAGAACGAAAAUGCCGCGAAAGAGAUGGAGUUACGCGAACUCGAGGAGCAGAAUAAAGACUUGGAGCUGAUAAAAGAUAAGUUGAAGGACGAGAUCGAUUUGUUGGAAAGCAGUUCGAGAAUAUCGCAGUCGCAAAUCGAGCGUAUCGUCAAGCAGAAGAACAAAGAGAUCCAGAUAUCGCGGGAGAGCAGCGAGAGGUUGGGCCAAGAGUUACAGGAGGAGCGUAAAGCGAGGAUACACGUCGAAAGGAAGAUCGAGAAGUUACAGAAGGAGCUGCAAGAGGCGCACAGUCUUCGCAAAAAUUUGUCGGAUGAGUUGAACACGAUGAAGCGCCGAGUUCAAAUGCUGGAAUGUUCAAAUGCGACGAACCUGGCGAGAAUGAAGCAGUUACAGAUCGACCGCGACAGUCUCUACCAGGAAAAUUGCGAGAACGUGGACGAAACUGAGAAACUGCUCGACAUCAUCGAGGGGACGGACGAGAAAUAUCGCACGCUCAAAGUAUCCCUGAGCGUCCGCGAGCAGAAGCUCGGCGAGUGUCGCAACCAACUGGAAACGAUGCAGCGCGAGGUAGGCAAACUCAUCGGUGAUUUGGUCGGUUGUCUCGGCGCUGAAAUCGAGGAAGAUACGGAAGAUGUUUACGCGAGAGCAAGAGAGCUCACCCGGGGACUCAUCGAUGUUGUGAAGGAGCACGAACAAUGUUGGGAGCAGAGGGUCAGUUUGAUCAAGGAGAUCGAUCGGCAUAAGGCUAUAAAUCAGGAUCGCGAUACUGUUGGUACGACGGAGAUCGAAAGUGCAAAUCGCGAACUUGCAAGGCUAAAGCGCGCCGUGACGAGCUUGGACGACUCGAAAGUUGCGCUGAAGAAAAUCGGAAGUGACGUGAUCGUUCGAAUGGACAGUCGGAGAUUCAAGAGAACCGAGCAAGCUUGCCAGAAGCUUGCCAGCGAAGCUUCGCAGGCUCUUCAGAAGCUGGAUCAGACUAUCAGCGAGCACGAGGUUUACAGGAAGUGCGAGAGCUUCUUGUUACUGGAAUUGGAGAAUUUGCAAGAGGCUCUGAACGGCGCGGAGAGGACUAUUAGUGGUACGAGCGAGUCUUUUUCUCUAACACGCUUAGAGAAAACAAAGAGCGGAAAUAAUUCGAUCGUCGAGAGCGUUUUGUCGAAACAGCUUGUGCAAAGGGUGCAGACUUCCAAGCAAAUCGUCGUGAGAAUUACGUCCGCUUUACGCGAGGAUUCGAUUUCGAAGACGACGUACAACAAGAAGCUGGAGGAGCAAUUGCAACAAGCUCUCGCGGCAGUCAACGAGGUAGGCGUUGAAAAGUGUCAGCUGGAGAACGAGUGCAACGAGUGCAGGAAUCGAUGCAGGGAGCUCGAUGCCAAAGUUGAGAAAUUGCAGGCGGAAUUGACGGAGAAAUCCAAAGAUUGCCGGUCUGUAAGAGAAAAGAUGCAAGCCAGAUUGGAUCACUUCCGCAAAGAGAACGACGCCCUAAGCAAACGGCUAACGCUGACCGAGCGCCUUUACCAAGACAGUCGCUCGGAGAACGCGGCACUGCACAAGGAAGCCCAGAAUCACGAGCUCAAACUGCAGGAGUACAGCAAGAUGAACGACUAUCUAAACAGCAAAGUCGAGGAAGUGACAGCGAUGCUCGCGCAGCAAGAGCGAGCAUUCGUUCAAGAGACGAUGCGGAGCGUGGAUCUCGACGGCUUCGGUUCGCGAUACGACACGAUUAUCGAGCUCCAGCGCGAGAAAGAGGAGCUAUGGAAGAAGCUCGCGAUCAAGGAGUCGCAAUUGGCCAACCAGUCGACGUGUAACGAGAAGCUGCAGAUGAGUUUGAGCAAGAUACACGAGGAGAACAAGUUUCUGGAGAAGGUUAUCGAGAGCUUGAAGAGGGACAACGAGAGGAUGGAACAAGGCGCGAUCAACGGGGAGAGGAUCAAUCUCGUCGUCAAGUGCGACAAAUUGCUCGACAAAAUCGAGAGUAUUAAUAAGCUCGCCAAACCCUGUCAGAAGACGAGUUCGACCAGCUACACUGACACGGCUGUCCGGGGAUUCGAGAAGGAGAUCAAGAGUUACAAGGAGAAACUGCGUUACCAGGAGAAGGAAUUGCUGAUGAAGGAGAAGGAAAUCGUCGACCAGAACCAAAAAAUCGAGCAGCUGCAGAAGGCCAGGGACGAGAUCUCGCCGCUCCGAAAGCGGCUCGAAGCCUUGACUCGCGAGAAGUGUCAGAUCGAAGACGAGCUCAAACAAAUGCAAAUCAAGUACGAGGACAAGCUCGCCAAGAUGUACAAGCAGUACGAACAUUCCAAGCUCGAGCUGCUCAAGAGGCACAACGAAAGUAUAAAGCAACUCGAAGACAAAUACGCCGAGAUGGCGCGCGAAGAGGAGAUCGGUUCUCAAACUUGGCUGCAGACGCUGAGCGCGAGCGAGAUGCAGACGCUGCACGACAAAAUUUGCAAGAGCCAAGCGUGCCCGAGCAUCCCGUUCGAGCGCGAUCACCACGAGGAGCAGAGGAAGGCGACGCUGUCGAGCAAAGCUUCGGUCUCGAGUUACGGCAGCAAGCGUCCGCUUCCAGCUAAGAAAGAUUGGCUGGUUAUUAAUUGGAUACUUGAAGAAUUGGAUCAAAACAGUUCGGUAUUCGAGGCGUGA